Molecule: messenger RNA, 3723 nt
Organism: Parnassius mnemosyne (clouded apollo)
Lineage: Eukaryota; Metazoa; Arthropoda; Insecta; Lepidoptera; Papilionidae
Source: the annotation of a GenBank genome assembly
AUGGAUAACAGAAACAGAGCUAAAAGAAUAGUGAAUAUGGCAUUGCAAUCUUCGCCGCCGCCAUCUUCAUCGACUUCAACAAAUGAAGAUUUUUCAAGUGAUCAUUCUUCUUACCAUCCACAGCAAAAUGUAGAAAUUUCCACAGAAUUAGAAGACAGUGAAGAUAAUGAAGAAAGAAGAGAUCCAGAGGGUCCUGUAGGUAACUUGGGGGAAAUAAAUCAUCCAGAUUCCGAUGAACCUGUCAAAGGAAGAAAAAGAGUUCGGAAUUUCGAUAGAUGGGCAAAGAAUAUAAGGAAGCGAAAAAGAACUGCAGGCCAAGAAUAUCGCAACGUACGAGGUAGUAUUGUCCCAGCCAAAGUAUUUACACCAGUUGUAUGCAGCUGUAGGUUCAAAUGCAGUGAGCAGGUUUCAUCUGAAAAUCAAGAAGCAAUACACGUAAUGUUUUAUCAGCUCACCUCAUGGGAUGCUCAAACAACAUGGUUGUGCAGCGCCAUUAUGACUUUAGAACCAAAACGCCGUAAGCAAAGACAAAAUGCUCAAAAUCCUAGCCGCAUAAAUUAUGUACGCCAAUUCAUGCUGUUGGACAAAAGAGUUUGCAAAAGUUUCUUUUUAAAGGUCAUACAAAUAUCUAACAAAAGAUUAGAUUAUGCAUUACGUAAUAAAAAAUCUGUUUCUGGAAUAGCGGAAAGAGAUAAGAGGGGACAACAUGUACCUGCUCACAAGCUGUCAGAUGAAAAGUUGAACUGGAUUAAAGACCACAUUAAUAGUUUUCCGAAAUUUGUGAGUCACUAUGGAGAAAGACGAUCAACACGAAAAUAUUUGCGCCCGGAUCUUUCAAUGAACAAAAUGUAUGAACUUUUUAAAGCAAAAUGUGAGUCAGAAGGAAAACCAAUAUUGAAAAAGAGCGCCUACGUCAAAGUAUUUACAACCGAGUUUAAUAUACACUUCUAUAUCCCUAAGGCAGAUACUUGUAAAACCUGUGAUAUACUCGAGAUAGCAGUAAAGGCGGAAGAAGAUAUAGAAACAUGCCUAGCUAUAAGGGUACAAAAAGAUCAGCAUAUUAAACUUGCAGGCGAAGUAAGAAACAUAUUAAAUGACUGUAAAAGUAAAGUCAAAACUGAGGAAUCGUUAUUAGUAGCUACUUUUGAUCUGGAACGAACCCUGCCUCUUCCUUAUUUGAAUACUGGUGAGGUAUAUUAUUUAAGACAACUGCAAAUGCUGAACUUUGGUAUUCAUGCUUAUACUAAGGAAGGAGAAAAAGUUCUCAUGAAUAUGUGGUCAGAACAUUGUGGGGCCAGAGGCUCACAAGAAAUUAUGUCGUCACUUCACUACUUUUUAGAAGAUUCCGUGCCGGACACUGUCAAAUCACUGUGUUUUUUUAGCGACUGUUGCUCCGGGCAAAACAGAAACUGGAACGUUUUACACUUUAUGAUGUUUCUGGUUAAUAAAUCGCCAUAUCUAGAAUCGAUCACCAUGCAUUAUCUCGUCAGUGGCCAUACUUACCUGCCUAACGAUACCGACUUCUCUUUUAUAAGUCGAGAACUAAAAAAGAAGACUGAUAUCUAUACACCAGAAGAUUGGAUGAAGCUCGUCCGAGACUGCAGAAAACAAAAACCUUUUACUGUGCGAGAUAUGAAAAAUAAGUUUCUAGAAAGUGGCGUUAGAUCUGUCCUCUGUGUCUUUGAUACUCAUGCACCGUAUAAGAAAUGCGUAUUCAAAUCUCGACCCUACCCAUGGAUGACACCUAACCUGAAGUUCAUGAUAUCUUUAAAAAAUAAAGCCUUGUCUGAUUUCCGUAAAACUAAAGACGUUACAAAAAAGGAAUAUUUUAAAACUUUAAAUUCAUUAGUAAAUAAGACAAUAUAUUUCGAAAAAGUUGCUUACUUUAAUAAUAAUAUCAAUAGCCAAAAAAGUCGACCAAAACAUCUAUGGAAAAGUCUUAAAUCUAUUAUAUUACCUUUGAAAAAACCUAAAGAGCUGUCCUUACAUUUCACUGACGCUGAAAAAAUUAACGACCAUUUCCUAAAUAUUCCCGGUAGUUCAAAGGUUAAUCUGUCUCAAUUAACUUACUUUGAAUUUAAUAAAUAUUGUCAAAACAGUUUUAGCUUAGAACCAACUAGUGCAGAAGCCGUAUUUAAGGUAAUCAAGAGUUUACAUUCCAAUGCUCAAGGAUACGACGAAAUAACACUGAAUAUGCUGCUUUUAACAUGCUCUGACACAUUGGAUGUUAUUACAGCCUUAAUAAAUACAUCUUUCGCGACUUCUCAGUUUCCUGAACUAUGGAAGAUAGCUGUAGUUCGACCAAUUCCUAAAAAUAGUAAUCCAUUAGAUAUCAAGGAUUUAAGACCUAUAAGCAUUUUGCCGUGUCUUUCCAAGGUUAUAGAAAAAAUUGUAUGCCGCCAGAUAACAGAUUACAUCGAAAAACACGACAUAUUGCCAAAGACACAAUCUGGGUUCAAAAAAGGUCGAGGAACUGUAUCCGCUUUACUAGAUGUAACAGACAAUAUUCUACAAGCACAGGAUCAGGGAUUGUGCACGUUACUUGUAUUAUUAGAUUUCUCACGAGCAUUCGAAUCAAUUAAUAUUUCUCUGCUUUUAUCAAAAUUAAGCUACUAUGGAUUUGACAUUAAAACGGUUAAAUGGUUUAGCAGUUAUCUCACUAACAGAUUACAGGUUGUUGAAUUAAAAAAACCUGACGGCUCACCGACACGCUCAAAGCUUGCGACGAUUAACAGGGGAGUACCACAAGGAUCAAUUCUAGGCCCAAUAUUAUUCAUCCUAUACUCUGCGGAUAUCACUAAACAUAUAUGGAAAUGUAAAUUUCACAUCUAUGCUGAUGAUAUUCAAGUUUAUAUAUCUUUUAAAGCGGAAAACAUGAACACAGCCAUAAUAGAAUUAAAUGAGGAUUUACAGCGAAUCGCCACAUGGGCUGAGAACAAUAGUCUUGUUCUUAAUCCGGCUAAAACUAAGUACUUGUUGAUAGGCCACAAAAAAGGACUAAAUAUAAUUCAAACCCAGUCGACUGCACUAGCUCCAAUGCUUCUUGGCAUAUCAAUUGAGCGCGUGUACGAAGCUCGAAAUCUGGGUCUGAACAUGGAUGCAGGGUUGCGAUUCGAGAAUCAUGUGGCAGAUUGCGUGCGAGCUUGUUUUUACAGAUUGAAGACACUCUACAAAAUUAGACCGUACCUCAAUGUCGAACUACGUGAACAGCUAGUAGAAACGCUCGUGCUCUCGAAGCUGAACUAUGCAGACACUGUUUAUGGGCCCAGACUGCUAGCUCGUACACAGCGACUAGUACAAAGGGUUCAAAACGCCUGUGCUAGGUUUUGUUAUAAAAUUCCUACGCGUAGUCAUUUAACACCGUUUCUUAAUAAACAUUACGUAUUGAAGAUGAAAUCUAGACGCAAACUCCACCUGGCAUGCCUUCUCUUUGGUGUCGUGAAGUAUAAAAAUCCACCAUACUUACACGACAAACUAGCUUUGGUCGCGCGAAACAGACAAGGUAACAACAGACUGUGUUCUCAACAAUUAUCUGUGCAGCGUCACAGAACAGCAGCUUUCAGGGGUAGUUUUAGAUAUGCGGCUACAAAAUGUUGGAAUAAUAUUCCACCUCCAAUCAGGAGUUUAAAAAAUCUCCACCAGUUCAAAAUCAAGCUAAAAAAAUUUCUUAUUGAUGCACAAAUACAACAUGGCAAUAUCAACCGAGAAAGCUCCUUCCUAUAA